Messenger RNA from Closterium sp. Naga37s-1, 9198 nucleotides. NCBI's taxonomy places the organism in Eukaryota, Viridiplantae, Streptophyta, Zygnematophyceae, Desmidiales, Closteriaceae. The record is from the annotation of a GenBank genome assembly.
AUGGCGCGGCCUGCGGAGAUUUUCCCGCCGCUUUUGGACCGUUUGAACGCUCCGCACCCGUCGGUGCAGCGAUUUACUGUAGACGCCAUCUUCGCGCGAUUCAAGGCGCCGAGCACGGCGCCGCAAACCUGCGCGCCCGCGCGCGAGGCGCUGACGGCGUGCCUGACUCAUGCCACGUCAGCCGUGGUGGACCAAUCCGUAACGGCGCUUUGCGGGCUCGUCCAAUCAGGGCACUGCAAGGCGGAUGAAGCGCUGGCGCAUCUGCUGGCGGCGCUGCCAGCAGUGCGGGGGGAGGUGGUGGGAAGUGUGUGCGCGGGGGUGGUCGGGAUGUACGUGGCGUGCGUCAGGGCUGACGUGGCCUGUGCUAAGGGUGACGUGGCGCCUGCAAGUGCCCUCCUCCCCGCCCCCUCCCCGCCCUCCCGCCUCCGCUUCAAGGCCGCCCUCCACACGCGAUUGGUCCACGUGGCUGCCACGUCAGCAGACCUGUUCCAGCCAAUCACGGCGCUGCUGGUGUCGCUGCUUCCAUGGCACAUGCUGUCGUCAGCAGUGAUCCCCCAAAGCAACCAACCACACCAAUCCCACCACAGCCACCAUCCACACUCGCUCCCCUCCCUCGCCACCCGCCUCUCCGCCUGUGCUCUCGCGCUCUCCCUCGAGCUCCAAGCCGCAGGCACCACCACCGCUGCUGGUGCGUCUUCUGCUGCUGCUGCUGCGGCUCCCAGUGCUGCUGCCUGUGCUGCUGCGGGGCUGCCCUCUUGCCUCUUCCUCGUUCAAAAGGCCUCUCUGCUGCGAGCGCGGAUUGACUGUCAGAGAGAGGAGGGAGAGAGUGAAAAGGAGGAUGUGGGGAGAAGAGAAGGGGAAGAUUCCAGCAUGCGUGUGGGACAGCUGGGAGGCGUCGUAGGAACGAGAAGGAUGGGAAGAGAAAGUUGGGAGUCGGAGGAAGCGGAGCAGCAGAGGGGUGGGGAAGGGGAUGCAGUAGAGGUGGUGGGGUUGCUGCGCCUGCUGCUCUGCGGGCUACCAGCAGACGAAGACCACAUCGCUGUGCUCGCAGUGCUACAGCAGACCCUCUCCAAGCUGAAUCGUGAAGCCGCCUCGUCUUGGCACAAAGGCACACGUGGCAGUGCUUUUGAGUCGACUCAAAUGCAGCAGACCCUUUCCAAGCUGAAUCGUGAAGCUGCUGAAGCCGCUGAAUCGUCUGGGCACAAAGGCACACGUGGUGGUGGCGGUACACAGAGCGCGGCUCCUCUGCUGCUGCAGCCGGCCCUUUCCAAGCUGAAUCGUGAAGCUGCUGAAGCCGGUGAAGCCGCCUCGUCUGGGCUCAAAUGCACUGGCAGUGGCGGCACACAGAGCGCUGUUCCGCUGCUGCUGCUGCCGCUCCUCCACCUACUUUCCUUCCCGUCGCCUGCCCUCAAGCAAGCUGCAGCACGGGCUAUCAAUGCCUGCCUCGCUGCUACUGCCACUGCCACUGCCACUGCCACUGCCACUGCCACUGCCACUGCCACUCAGCCUCUCCUCUCCUCGUCCCUGUCGCCCUCUGCUGGAUCUGCCAGUAGUAAGCAUGCUGCAUCAGACCAGCAGCAGCUGUGGCACAUGCGGCAGCAGCAGCAGCAGUGGAGACACGCAGACCUCUGGCACACACGUCAGUACGCCCACCUCUUCACCUGCCUCACCUCCUCCCAGCCUCAUACAUUUUCCUCUCGCUAUCCAGUCGCAAUCGCCUCGGCCCAACGGCAGCGUGGCACGUGGCACUCGCCGGAAACCUGGGCAAAUGAGCCUGUGCCACGUCAGCAUGACCUCGCUGGGUCCUCCCCAAGCGCAGACGUGGAUGAUGAGCUUGCUGACGUGGCAAAGUCGCUGGCGCUUUCAGACGGGAGAAGCACGCUGGCAGGAGCACCAGGUGGGGUGCAUGGGUGCCACGUGUCAGGCUCUAAUAGGUGGCUUCUGGCGCUACAGCAGCAGCUGAAUCAGAUCCGGAAAGAGACAGUGAGAAAGGCAGGGAGGGAAACAUCAGCAGGCAUCGGCAUGAGUCAAUCUCUGAUCCUCUCACUCGCAGCUCUCCUCCUCCCACUCUCCACCCUCCACCCCUCCCCCUCCCUCCGCUCCUCCUCCCUCCUCUCCCUCUCCCGCCUUGCCUCCUCAAGCCUGGGCCAUCACGGAUCGCAUCUUCCCCUCCCUGCAGCCGCUGCUGCUGCCGCUCGUGCUCCUCUUACCCUGUUCCCUCUAUUUUCCCUCCCUCCUGCCCCGUCCACUCCCCUCCCUUCAGUCUCCUCGCGUCUGUGGCUCUGCGGCUGCUGCAGCAAGCCUGGGCCAUCACCGACCACAUCUUCUCUCUCUCUCCCCACCUUUCCCUUUUUCGCUUUCCCCCCCUCCAGUCUUCUCGCAUCGGUGGCUCUACGGCUCCUCCAACAGGCCUGGGCCAUCACCGACCGCAUCUUCCCCUCCCUGCAGCCGCUGCUGCUGCCGCCCUCCCUCUCCCUCCCCAAAAGCAUAAGAAUAACCAACACCAGCAGCACAGCUAGCAGUGAUGUGGGGGGAGGAGAGGUGAUGGUGCUGGCAGCAGCAGCGAGCAUACGGGGAGCCACGACACGGACCGGGCAGUGCGGCUGGUGCUGUCAGUGCAGGCGGCUAUCGAGUCACCAAGCCCUCUUGUUGCUGCCUUGGGUCUCGACGCCCUCGCUGCUCUCUGUGCUGCUGAUGCCGUGGGCUGCUAUCGAGUCACCAAACCCUCUCGUUCCUGCCUUGGGUCUUGACGCCCUUGCUGCUCUCUGCACUGCUGAUGCUGUGGUGCAGGCUGCUCUCAAGUCGCCAAGCCCUCUUGUUGCUGCCUUUGGCCUCGACGCGCUUGCUGCUCUCUGUACUGCUGAUGCUGUGGUGGUUUCCCGAUCACACCCCUCCCUGCCCGCGCAUCCAAUCACGGCCGCCCGCUGGUGCCACCUGCUGCAAUCCGCUGCUCUCGACGCCGCGGCCUAUCCCGACGCGACACGUGGCAUCAUGGAGGGCCUGUGGGAAGCUGCCAGGAAAGGGAGGGAGGGGGAGCUGAUAGAAGGAGGAGGGGGAGGAGGGGGAGAAGGGAAGAGGGAAUGGAGGCAGACUCGUGCUGCUGCGUUUACUGCACUUGCUGCGUUCACGCUGGAUGACGUCACAGCCACAUGGCCCAGCACCCACCUCGCGCUAUCCUUCCUCUCAGAGCUCUGCCCUGCUGCGCGCCAACCCAUGCUGCCCCUGCUCUCCCAACAGGUGGAUGACGUCACAGCCACAUGGCCCUACCCCAGCACCCACCUGGUUCGAGCCUUCCUCUCAGAGCGCUCUCGUUUUGUUCGCCAAUCCAUGCUGCCCCUGCUCUCCCAACAGGUGGAUGACGUCACAGCCACAUGGCCCUACCCCAGCACCCACCUGGUUCGAGCCUUCCUCUCAGAGCGCUCUCGUUUUGUUCGCCAAUCCAUGCUGCCCCUGCUCUCCCAACAGGUGGAUGACGUCACAGCCACAUGGCCCUACCCCAGCACCCACCUGGUUCGAGCCUUCCUCUCAGAGCGCUCUCGUUUUGUUCGCCAAUCCAUGCUGCCCCUGCUCUCCCAACAGGUGGAUGACGUCACAGCCACAUGGCCCUACCCCAGCACCCACCUGGUUCGAGCCUUCCUCUCAGAGCGCUCUCGUUUUGUUCGCCAAUCCAUGCUGCCCCUGCUCUCCCAACAGGUGGAUGACGUCACAGCCACAUGGCCCUACCCCAGCACCCACCUGGUUCGAGCCUUCCUCUCAGAGCGCUCUCGUUUUGUUCGCCAAUCCAUGCUGCCCCUGCUCUCCCAACAGGUGGAUGACGUCACAGCCACAUGGCCCUACCCCAGCACCCACCUGGUUCAAGCCUUUCUCUCAGAGCCCUCUGCUGCAGUACGCCAAGCCAUGCUCCCCCUGCUUACCAAACUGGCUGACUAUCAACACAGGACCCGACCCCGGGGUCGGAGGGCUGUGGUGCUGGGAGGAGGAGAGGGGGCAGAGGGUGACGUGGCGUCUGCUGCCACGUCAGCCGGUGCGCCUGGUGCCGCCACGUGGCGGUCGAACAAGCUCCUGGCGGCGCUGCCCCGGCUGUUGUGUCCAGAGAGCUUCGGCGGCCGCAAGGGAAAAGACGGACUUGAUGUACCUGCUGCCGCCUUGCUGCUGGUGCCGCCACCACCGCCAGAGCCGCUGUCAGGCGCAUCUGCUGGCAGUGCCAGGCAGGCGCGGGUAGACCUGGAGAAGGUGGGGACUGGGGCUCUCAAGGAAAGGGAUGCGCACUUCCACCGCAUCUUCCUGGAAGCUUCUCAGUCUCUCAGCCGCCCGGCCUUCUUCCCGCUGGUGCUCUCCUCUCUCGCCGCCUGGACCCACUUCAUGCGCCAAUGGUAUCGCGCCAGGUGUCGCCUCCUGCACGCCACAGCCUCCGCCUCCCCUGCUGGUGGUGCUGCUACAGCUGCUGCAGCAGUGGGAGGGGGAGCAGCAGGGGGAGGGGGAGCAGGGGGACCUGUUCCCCCAGGCGACGUGCCGGCAGCAGCAGCAAGGGGGCUAUGGUCAACAGUAACCCAAGGGUUUGACAGCGGUAUUCCAGUGCAGGCAGAGAACAGUGCUCUCGCCCUCGCCGCUCUCUGCCAAGCCUUGCCGCCCGCCCUCCACCCCCUUGUCGCCUCUGCAGCUGAUCUGCUCCGUGGGCGGCUCAAAGAUGGGGGGACCGGGGGAGGGGGCGGGGGGGAGGCGGGGGAAGGGGAAGAGGAGAGAGGGGGAGGGGGAGGGGGAGGGGGAGGAGGAGGGGGGAGGAGAGGGGGAGUGGGUGGGGAAGGGAGGGGGGUGGGUGGUGCAGGGUGGGUGGCGGUGAGUGGGUGGGCGGAUGCUCUAGCACUGGGGGCUGUGGGAGCGUGCCUUCAUGCUACGGAUGCCCACAUGCGCCUCAGGAUUGCCAUUCUGCUCACCAAGGAUUGCCAUUCUGCUCACCAGGGUAAAGGUCUUACCCUGGUGAGCAGAAUGAUUUUUCUCUGGCACCCCUCUUACCACUUUCUCUCGUCCCCUAGCCACUUGCUCCCACCUUCCUGCUACUUCCUCACACCCUUCUGCCAUUUCCUCUGUCAUUCCUCCAGCCACUGCCACCUGCAUUGGUGCCACUGUGUCCCGCGCCCCAGCCACUGCCACUCGCCCUGCUUCCACUACAUCCCAUGCUCCAGCCAUUGCCGCUCGCCCUGCUGCCACUGCAUCCCACGCUCCAGCCACUGCCGCUCGUUCUGCUGCCAUUGCAUUCCACGCUCCAGCCACUGCCGCUCGCCUUCUGCUGCCAUUGCAUUCCACGCUCCAGCCACUGCCGCUCGCCCUGCUGCCAGUGCCACAGUGGCUGGGGCGUGGGGUGCAGUGGCAGCAGGGCGAGCGGCAGUGGUUGGAGCGUGGGGUGCAGUGGCAGCAGGGCGAGCGGCAGUGACUGGAGCGUGGGAUGCAGUGGCAGAAGGGCGAGCGGUAGUGGCUGGAGCGUGGGGUGCAGUGGCAGCAGGGCGAGCGGCAGUGGCUGGAGCGUGGGGUGCAGUGGCAGCAGGGCGAGCGGCAGUGGCUGGAGCGUGGGAUGCAGUGGCAGCAGGGCGAGCGGUAGUGGCUGGAGCGUGGGAUGCAGUGGCACCAGUGCAGGUGGUAGUGGCAGGAGGAAUGGCAGAGGAAAUGGCAGAAGGGUGUGAGGAAGUAACAGGAAGGGAGCUGGCGCAGGUUCUGAAGAAGCUUCCUGGGGAGAUGGGGCGGGCGGUCACUGUAGCAUUGGCAGAGGCAGAGGGGGGAAAGGGGGAGGUUGGAAGGGGGGAGAGCGAGGGAGAAAUGGGAUUGGAUGUGGGAGGAGAUGAAGGGGAGGAGUGGGGUUUGGGGGGAGCGUUAUUAGGCCUUGCUGUUCUCACCACUUCUUUCACCUCUUCCCCCUCCUCCUCCUCCUCUUCCUCUCCUUCCUCCUCUUCCUCUCCUUCCUCCCCUUCCUCCCCCCACCUCGCCCUCCUUUACUCCUUCGCUUCCCUUCUCUUCCAAUGGACCCAAGCCUUUGCCCACUCGCUGACAUCAAACCAGAAUGUAUGUUCCCCAGGCAAACCUUCCUCAGUUGUACCUCCCCCGCUAGUGGACGGAUGGGGCGACCCCAUCGCCCCACCCACCCCGCCAUCUUCUCUGGACUCUCCCUCGGCCAAUUAUGUGCCGCCACCUGUCCUCGCAGCAGCAGCUGCGCUGGCACUGCCCUUGAUAGCAGAGUGUGGGGUGAGGGGGGGGAGAGAGGCCGGGGGAGGGGGAGGGGGAGGGGGAGGGGGAGGGGGAGGGGGAGGGGGAGGGAGAGGAGGAGGGGGAAUGCUAGAGAGAGAGGGAAUGGGGGGUAUACCAGUGGAGGAGGGAGGUGGGGAAGGGUCCUUCUCCAAGCCUUUCAAGUGGUCACAGGAUGAACGGAUUGAGGAGAAACAGAUGACUUUUGAGGCGCCUCAAAGAGACCCUUAUGGCGCUUAUGCCGAAGCAGACUGUACGGGAGCAGCCAACACCGCACCAGCAGCAGCAGCAGCAGGCACCGGGGCAGCAUCUCGCGGCCCUCCCCCGGUGUUCCUCUCUGCAGUGUCACUCUCUCUAGCUGCCAUGGUGCAUGCCUCCCUGUGCUCUGACGUUGCCUUGCCUCUUGGAGCUAUCACUGACGUCCUCUCUCCCCUGCUGGCUGCUGUCAAAGGGGAGAAGGGAACCGGCUCUGCUGCUUCUCCUGCCACUGCUUCUGCUGGUUUUAAAGCUGCUUCUGCUGCUGAACCUGCUGCUUCUGCCGCUGCUGGUUUUGUUACUGAUUCUGCACCAUCAGCGGGACUGCUACCCAGCAGUGUGAGGGGAGCAGCAGGCAUGGCAGUGGCAGCACUGCUAGGGGCGCCUCUGCUUCUCACCCCCCUCCCAGCCCACCGUACACAGCAGCACCCUCCUUCUGCCUCUGCUAUCUCUGCUUCCGCUCCUGCUCCUGUUGCUCCUGCCGCUGCCGCUGCCGCUGGUGCUGGUGCUACAACUAAUCCUGCUGCUGCCGGCGCUGCUACCACUGUCACAACCAGUGGCGCCAGCUCAGCAGCAGCCAAUCAGAUCCUGGUGAUUGGCCCACUGCUCUUCUCCCCGAGCGACGCGGUCCAAUCAUCCGUCAGGGACGCUCUGCAGUCAUUGGUCGAGGCGUACCGGCGCGACUGCCACGUCAGCGUCAAGCGCCAGGCUGGCUGGGCGCUGGCGCUCUGUGUGGAAGCUUCCCGGAAACUCUCAGGCGAAGGGGACGAGGAGGAGGAUGAGGAUGAGGAGGAGGAGGGUGGGGGGUGGGGAGGAGUAGCAGGAGGAAGAGGGGGAGGAGGGAGAGGAGGAGGGGGUGCGGGGAGGAGGGGAGGGGGAGAGGAGAAGCAGUGGUUGCUGAAUCAACUCCCUGCUGAUAAUGUGCUGCGGCUGCUGUCAUCUUGGCUGCUAGAGAGGAGUCUGCACGUGGGGGCAGGAGCGGGCAGCCUGUGGGACACUGCCAGCGUGCCAGCUGUCGCGUCCUCAUUGGCCCUCCUCGCCCACGCCCCUCGAAUCCCCUCCCUGGACUGGCCCUCCAUCCUUCACCGCUUCAUCCGCCGGGUCUCUGUGACCCCCCCCGCCUCCCAUGCUGCUCUGCUGCUGUUCCCUCCCUCCACUGCUGCUUCAGCAGCGGCAGCAGGGCCACUGGGAGGAGGGUCUGUAGAGGCAUCAGUAGCAGGAGGGAUUUCAGCAGCAGCAGGAGCAGCAGCAGAUGCAGACAAACUACGCUGUGCGUGCCUCCACUUCGCCGCCCACCGCGGGAUCGUCCCCUUCCUCGAUGACCUCACCGCUGACGUCAGCAGGCUCGUCCAGCUGGCGCCGGCGGUGCAGCGAGCGCUGCUGUCGCGACACCUGGCGGCCGUGGUGGGGCUUACCCACCUCCCCCGCCUCCCAUUCUCCCCAGCAGCAGUCCGCGCAGUCGCCAUGCGGCUCCACCUCCUGCGAAUCAACCCGCGCCACCUGUCCCUUGCUGACGUGGCGCCGUGCCGCGUGUUUCUCUGCGAGCACCCGCUGCCAGCAACCUACACGUGGCUACUGGUGGAGCUAGCGAGUGCCGUGGCAGCAGCACCAGAGGAGCAUCGCCUGCCCUUCCUCCUCGACACACUCGACUCCAUCCAAGUCGCUCGCCACCCCUGGACGGCUCUGCAGCUCUUGUCUCUCAUGCUCGCACGCCUCUCCCCCGACCGCCUUCUCCUCCCCACCAGCCAUUUCUCUGCUUCUGUGUCAUUACUGUUCCCAUCUUCCCGCCCCUUUCCCCCCUCCCCCAUCACCCUCCCUAAGCAGGCUCUGCAGCUCUUUUCUCUCAUGCUCGCGCGCCUCUCCCCCGACCGCCUGCUCCUCCCCACCAGCCAUCCCUCUGCCUCCAUGUCGUCACCUUCCCCUCAUCUCUGUCCCCUCCUGUCCCACCCUCCCCCUUCGCCCCUCCCUCCCAAGCAGGCUCUUCAGCUCUUUGCACUCAUGCUCGCCCGCCUCUCCCCCGACCGUCUGCUCCUCCCCACCAGCCCCACGGCAGCAGUCUUCCUCCUGCCGCACACCCUCCCUCCUCUCCUCUCCCAGCGUGGCCUAGCCGGCACUGUGGGAGCCAUAGUUUCUCGCUUCCAGUCGCUGCUGUCGUGGCUGUCAGAUGAGAAGGAGUGCCUGUUCUGGGAAGAUGGGGUUGAUCCAAGCCAUGGUAGUAGUAGCUAUCAGCGGGUGCAGGUGCUGAGGGGAGUGGUGGUGGAUGUGUUGUGGUCUCUGCGCCACCAUCUGCCCUCCCAUGCCUCGCUGCUGUCGUGGCUGUCAGAUGAGAAGGAGUGCCUGUUCUGGGAAGAUGAAACUGGUCCAAAACGUGGUGGCAGCAGCAGUGGCGGUACCAGUGGCGGAAGCAAUGAGCGGGUGCGGGUGCUGAGGGGAGUGGUGGUGGAUGUGUUGAGGGCUCUGCGCCACCAUUUGCCCUCACAUGCUGUUUCCAGUAUCUUUGCUGCUGUCAGAGGUGGCAAUAGCAGCAGCAGCAGCAGCAGCAGCAGCAGCAGCAGCAGCAGCAGCAGCAAUGAGAGGGUGCGGUUGUUGAGGGGAGUGGUGGUGGACGUGUUGAGGGCUCUUCGCCACCAUCUGCCCUCACAUGCCGUCUCCAGCAUCUGUCUCGCCAACGUGACAACGUCUUGUCGCAAGGAACUUGAGGCUCCGUAG